UUUAUAUUAGUGUGCAAAAAUUUAUAUAGAAGCUGCCUCAGCUUAAUUCUUGCCUCAGUCAUAAUGUGGCGCUUGAUCAUCCUCGUUGCUGUUUUAGUGACAGUUACAUUAUCUGACUGUAAUAUCAAACGUCGGUCAACGACAAGUGGAGAUGAUGGACAUUAUUGCGUUUGCAAUGCACAGCAAUGCGAUCAAACACCGGAUGUGAUCAAGCCGACCAAUCUCGAUGAAUAUACCUUGAUAACUUCAAAUAAAAAUGGUUUACGAUUUCGUGAAUCGAAGGGUAUAUUUAAAAAUGUUAAUUCUGAUUACUGUCAGCUAGGAAAGAUUACUGUAAAUCAAACGGACAUGUAUCAAAAAAUCUUUGGAUUUGGAGGAGCAAUGACCGAUUCAGCGGCCAUAAAUAUUCUGAAUCUAACGCAUAACACGUCCGAUAAUUUGCUAAAAAGCUACUUCGGCCCGCAUGGGAUCAAUUAUAACUUUAUUAGAAUGCCUAUGGGUGGUACGGAUUUCUCAACAAGACCUUAUACUUACGCGAUGAUAGAAAAUGACGUUUUACUUUCCGAUUUCGAUUUGCAACCAGAAGAUUAUAAUUAUAAGAUACCGCUGACAAAGCGAGCGCAAGAAUUAAAAGAAAAUGAAAUCAAGUUAUUGACUGUACCAUGGACUGCCAGUCCCUGGAUGAAAACAAAAUACAGUUGGACAAGCAAUGCUAAAUUACGCCCAGAAUAUCGACAAUUGUGGGCAAAUUACUUUGUAAAAUAUUUUGAAGCUUAUCGUAAUGCUGGAUUGGAAUUCUGGGGUGUGUCAUCUCAGAAUGAACCAGUCAGUUACCUCUAUGCACCGAAUAUAAACGGAAUGGUAUGGACUGCUGAGGAAGAGCGUGACUGGAUUAUCGAGUAUUUGUCACCAACCCUAAAAAAAAAUGGCUUCGAGCACAUAAAGAUCUUUAUAAUGGAAGAAAACAGGCUGACACUUCCCGAUUGGCCGAAAAAAGUAUUUAAGGAUCAAAGAGUAAGAGAUAUCGUUUCCGGAGUUACAGUUCAUUUUUACUUCGAUAAAAAAGUCAGAUCGCAUACGUUAACGGAAAUAAAACGAAAUUUUCCAGAGAAAUUAAUAAUGUACACAGAAGCUUGCACUGGAGUUGAUAAAGAAAACGGAGUAAUCCUAGGUUCAUGGAUACGUGGUGAGGUAUAUGCGAAAAACAUUAUCGAAAAUAUGCGGCACUGGGUAUCUUCUUGGAUCGAUUGGAACAUAGCUUUAGAUAUGACUGGUGGACCAAAUUGGGUCAAUAAUUUCGUUGAUUCACCUAUAAUAGUCAACAACAAACGUGAUGAAUUCUAUAAACAACCAAUGUUCUACGCUCUUGGACAUUUUUCGAAAUAUGUUCCACCUAAUAGUAAAAGGAUCGGUUCAACAAUGGGAAAUAUGAAAGGAAUUAAAAAUGUUGCGUUUUCCACACCAGACGGUGGUGUCGCACUAAUAAUCUUAAAUCUGAACGAAGAGGAGAAAGCAAUUCUAAUCGAAGAUCCGAAGAAAGGAACAACGACAAUAAAUGUUUCUGGAAGAUCCAUUAAUACAAUAAAAUAUUGGAACAUAUAAUAAGAAUAUAAAUCCGUAGUGUCGAUAGAUAUAUGUAUAUAUGUAUAUAUGCGCGCGCAAGGC
Camponotus floridanus (Florida carpenter ant) is the source of this 1665-nucleotide messenger RNA. RefSeq names its product glucosylceramidase. The transcript has 10 exons. Gene Ontology annotation, biological process: glucosylceramide catabolic process. The record is from RefSeq and is a predicted model, not a curated record. Gene Ontology annotation, molecular function: glucosylceramidase activity. NCBI's taxonomy places the organism in Eukaryota, Metazoa, Arthropoda, Insecta, Hymenoptera, Formicidae. The coding region runs from base 64 to 1602 and encodes 512 amino acids.